Molecule: messenger RNA, 3434 nt
Organism: Austrofundulus limnaeus
Lineage: Eukaryota; Metazoa; Chordata; Actinopteri; Cyprinodontiformes; Rivulidae
Product: inactive dipeptidyl peptidase 10
Biological process (GO): regulation of potassium ion transmembrane transport; proteolysis
Cellular component (GO): voltage-gated potassium channel complex; plasma membrane
Molecular function (GO): serine-type peptidase activity; potassium channel regulator activity
Source: RefSeq, a predicted model, not a curated record
AUCUACAUCUUUGAGAACAACAUCUACUACCAGUCAGACGUGAGGAGCAACUCUCUGAGAAUCACCUCCUCCGGAAGGGAAGGAGUCAUCUUCAACGGGCUCGCAGACUGGUUGUAUGAAGAGGAGAUCCUGGGCUCACACCUGGCUCACUGGUGGUCACCCGAUGGAGAGCGACUGGCAUUCCUCACCAUCAAUGACAGCCUGGUGCCCAACAUGGUUCUGGCACAGUUCACUGGCAGCACCUACCCCCGAGGCCUACAAUACCCCUACCCUAUGGUUGGUCAGACAAACCCUUCCAUUAAGCUGACGGUGGUCAACCUGCUCGGUACGACUCACACUCAGGAGCUGCAGCCGCCACAUCAGCUGAGGCUCAGGAAUUUCUAUGUCACAAUGGUGAAGUGGAUCAGUAACAAACACCUUGUCGUUCGGUGGCUCAUCCGUUCCCAGAAUGCCUCUCUACUGACGGUGUGCGACGCAACCGCUGGAGUCUGUCACCAGAGACACGAGGAAUCAUCAGAGACCUGGCUCUCCAGACAGAGAGAAGAACCGCUGUUCUCUGAGGACUCGAGCAGGUUUUUCCUCACUCUGCCCAUCAAACAGGGAGGUCAUGGAGACUUCCACCACAUCACCAUGUUCACUCAGAAGGGUGAAGUUCGACACCUAACGUCAGGAACCUGGGAGGUGACCAAACUUCUCAGUUAUGAUGAAAACAACAACAUCAUAUUCUUUCUGAGCACCGAGGAAGCUGCAGAGCAGAGACACCUCUACAGCGUGUCGACUGUAGGCUCCUUUCCAAGGCAGUGCCUCACCUGUGGGCUGAAGGAGGCGUGCACGUUCUUCAGCGCCGAUGUCAGUCCUGAUGCUCAGCACGCCAUCCUGCACUGUCGAGGUCCAAGUGUUCCAGCUGUACUACUUCUAGACCUCAGUGAUGUAAACAGUGAGGCAUAUUUCAUCCUGGAGAACAACCUCCCUCUACAAUCUGCGCUGGAGUCCAGGAGGACGAUUCUGACUGAUGUCCGAAUGAUCACUAACGACAACUUUGAGAUGCCUCUGAAGCUCAUUUUCCCUCCUGACUUCUCUGAGUCCUACAUAUACGGCCUCCUCCUCAUCAUCGGCAGCACUCUGGGUGGACAGACUGUGACAGAGGAGUUCAGCCUGGAAUGGGAUUCAGUCCUAGCUGGAUCAGAGCAGAUCAUCGUGGCGCGACUGGACGGCAGGGGAUCUGGGUUCAGAGGUCAAAGAGUGUUGGAGCAGAUUCAUCAGGGCCUUGGUUCUGUGGAUGUAGACGACCAGAUUGCAGCGCUGCAAUACGUGUUGAAGCUGCCCUAUGUUGAUCGCACCCGUGUUGGAGUUUAUGGAGAGGGUUACGGUGGAUAUUUAACCUUGAUGAUGUUGAAGUCAGAGACACUGAUCAAGUGUGCAGCAGCUCAGGCUCCAAUCAUCGACUGGACCAUGUAUGCUUCAGCUUUUUCAGAACGAUACUUUGGCACAGCGUCAGUUGAGGAUAACAGAUACCAAGCUUCCAAAGUGCUGCCAAAUAUGAGAGGCCUUCAGGGAGGUAGUCUGUUUCUGGCUCACAGCACAGCUGACGCAAAUGUUCACUUCCAGCACUCAGCAGAGCUCAUCAAACACCUAAUAAAGAUUGGAGCUAACUACACUAUGCAGAUCUACCCGGACGAAGGCCACUUCCUGUCAAGGCGCAGCCGGAUCCAGCUGACUCACUCUCUAAUUGGAUAUUUCAGAGGAUGCCUGAUCGACACGUCAUUGUUACUUGAGCAGCGGGAGGACGAGUAAACCGGGGUUAUUUGUGUGUGUGUGUAUGUGUGUGUUUAUGAGUACACUGGUAGACCAAACGUGUGUGUUUGUGUAUUUUUUACACGUAGCACAACGUUUGAUGGACAAAACAAGCUUCUUUGUGACAAACCAGACUGAUAGAUUUAAGCUCCCACGGUUCAGCAGCGUAUUUGGCGUCAUUAGAUAGUCGUCAUCAACCCAUGACUGGGAAUUUAAAAGUCCUACAUUCCUUUCAAAAACACAAUGUUUGAUUGUUGUCUUAUUUUGAAAUUCUUCAAUGUGCAGUUGAGUUUUGCUCAAUUAGCUUGAGCCAAGAAAGUGUUUCCAAUAUUGAUAAAGUAGUUCAGAUCUUUUGAAGUGGAGUUCUGUAGAAUGGUCAUGGACAAUAAUUAUCUUACCAGUUGCAGAUAGGUUUUAUUCUGACUAAAAUGUCUGCUAGCUAACUGCUAGUCCAAAUGGGCCAAGACUAAAAGCAGAAUGUUGCUGUCUAAAAACAAUGCCAAGCAUAAAAUGUUGCCAGGUCAGCAUGGAGCACUUCCUGCAGAAAUCUUGUACAAUAUCAGUUGGAAUAACCAGGUAAUAUGAAAUGAACAGAGGUGUUAAGGUUUAUGGUUAUAAAACUGCAUUCGGAUCAGUGACUGUAUGAGAUAAUGGUAAACGAACAGUACUUAUAGCACCUUUCUAUCCAAACAGGAUACUCAAAACGCUUCACACUACAAUCUGUGUCCUCAUUUACUCAUUCAUACAGCACUCCACUAGGUCUCUCUACAAAGCUCAUCUACAUAAAUCAAUUUAUGGAGACUAAUCAGUGCUUUAAAUCACACUCACACACUGAUGGGACACACACCAGAGGCAGUGAAGGUUCAGUGUCUUGCCCACUUCGAAAUAUAACUGAAUAGUGGUGGAAUCAAAUCAUCGUAGUGGAAGAUGACUCCUCUAACCACUCAGCCACAGCUGAACCUGAUGUUAGAGAAUGGAGGAUUAUAUAUUUUAAAGCUUAAACUAUUUUUUAAACUGGACUUGGAUACAGCAGGUAAAUAAGAGCCACACCACAGCUGAGACUAAAGCUCUUCUGAAACAGGUGGACACUGUGUGGAUGUCCUGAGAGAAACUUUUUUCAACUUGUGAUAGUAUCUGGACUCUGAUGGGAUAUUUUCAGCGGUGCAUGGACUUAUAAGUAAAGGUAGGACAUAAUAACUUUGUUUUAAAGAAAUGUGCAUCAAAUGAGCUGCAGGUUGUGUAAAGAACAUUGAAUGUGAUAUGAAACAUAACUCAUCAACUUCUGCCAGUCAUGUGGUGAAUACGUUGUUCUGUAGGUUCAUAUAUUUGUAAAUCUGAUUCUGAUGAACUGAGUGCCUCACCAAAAAGUUGAUUUAGGGUUUAGUAACUAAACCCUAAAUCAACUUUUUGGUGAGGCCCUCUCAGGAAAAAAGUUUUUUAAUUUUGGCCCUCUCAGGGAAAAUGUUUGGGCACCCCUGGUUUAGUUACACUUUAAACCAGGUUGACAAGUCCCUGUUCCAGUUUCAACGUUUGAGAUUCUGUCAUGUUUGGGAUGAUUUGUUUAAUAGUUUGGAUUAAAGGGAUCCCCAAUUAGUUGUAACAUUAGACUUUAUAUGAUAAACAUAUACUUUAACUUUAAA